Molecule: messenger RNA, 621 nt
Organism: Hyphopichia burtonii NRRL Y-1933
Lineage: Eukaryota; Fungi; Ascomycota; Pichiomycetes; Serinales; Debaryomycetaceae
Exons: 1
Coding region: 1-621 (206 amino acids)
Source: RefSeq, a predicted model, not a curated record
AUGUCUACCGAUAAAUUACGGGUUCCAGGAACCAGCCCUAGUCACACGCGGGCGUCGCUGACUUCGGGCUACUAUAAUAAUCGCUUGAGUCGAACCAAUACUACCGAAACUGGCCCGGCGGCUUCCAUUAACGAAAGUGUUCGAACCAUGGAUAAAUUACCAACCGCCAAGCCCGCCAUCACCCAAAUGGAUAAGUUAUGGACUCAAAUCGAUGUAUUAGACGACGUCAAUCGAAUGAGUGAAGAAGUACGAGUGAAAGGAUCCUUUUUCAACGAAUCUUUUGAAGCAAAAUUGAUUGAAUUAAAACAACUGCAAUCCAACCUCUUACAAGUAAUGUCAAGACAACACAUCAAUGAAGGCGAAUCUCAACAGGAUGCCACCAGAGAAUCUUCUGAACACCUAGCCAAAGUCCAGGAAGAAGAACCAGCGAACGACACAACCAAACAUGAAAAAUUAAACCAAUUUUUCAAUAAAAUUAGUAACGAAAAUGAUAAUCAUAUGUUAUAUCGUAAAACCAACUUUGAUGAAAUGAAUGACUACGUGGAAAAUAUCAGAAUUAACCUCCAGAAAGUGGGGGAUUCAAUGAAAAACUUCGACGAAACAACAAAAGACCUCUGGUAA